Cercospora beticola is the source of this 735-nucleotide messenger RNA. It is a transcript of the gene BUD31, whose product is annotated as U2 snRNP complex subunit BUD31. Gene Ontology annotation, cellular component: spliceosomal complex; nucleus. Gene Ontology annotation, biological process: mRNA splicing, via spliceosome. The record is from RefSeq and is a predicted model, not a curated record. NCBI's taxonomy places the organism in Eukaryota, Fungi, Ascomycota, Dothideomycetes, Mycosphaerellales, Mycosphaerellaceae.
UCAGUGUCCACGCACAUCGCAAACGCCCAUCAGUAUCGACUGCCGUGAUCAGAAUCUCGCGCGCCGUGUAAUACCGCGUCAAGCAGAUCGCGUUUGAAACCAGCGGCUCGUACUUUCACAACCGCCACCAUGCCUGCCAUCCGCACGGCCAAGAACCGAAAGCCGCCGCCAGAUGGCUUCGAAGAUAUCGAAGAUACUCUGCUCGAGUUCCAGAACAAGAUGAAAGAUGCCGAGAAUGCCAGUCAUGAGGGCAAGAAGAAGCACGAAAUGACUUGGCCGGUCUUCCAAAUCACUCAUCAGCGCUCGAGGUACAUCUACGAUUUGUACUACGACAAAGAAGCCAUCGACAAGAAGUUGUACGAUUGGCUGCUCAAGAAUGGCUACGCAGACGCCAACCUCAUUGCCAAGUGGAAGAAGCAGGGCUAUGAGAAGCUUUGCUGUCUGAGGUGCAUCCAGACUAAGGAGACCAACUUCAACAGCACAUGCAUCUGCCGCGUGCCAAGAGAGCAGCUGAAAGAGGACCAGGAGAUUCAGUGCGUCAGCUGUGGAUGCAGAGGCUGCUCUAGCAGUGAUUAGGCGAUGGUAUGAACUGCGGAGUUAUGGCGAGUAUGAAGGUUGGGAUGAAAUGUGGCGUCCGGAGUCGGUUUGACAAAGGAAAGAAGCAAAAGCAGUGGCAUAUUUGGCCGUGCAGUAUCGUAAAUGAUGACAGAAAUGCCAAGCUUCCAUGACACUGCC